CAACCAAUUAGUGCCCUGACAACGACUAUUCAUUCAUCACUCUCACCAUAAACACAAGCAACGCGAUGGAUUUCGCAUCCCUCAUGUCGGCGCAAAUCGCCAAAGCAAAGCCUACGCCAAAAUCGGAAACGCCCCAGGAAGUGAAACCAUCCAAAUACAUCAAACGCGCCGAUGUCGAAGCACAACGGCAAGCAGACUACGCCGCCGAGCAAAAGGCAAUAGAAGAUGCGCGCAUCGCAAGACUCGACAAGAAGCGCAAGUUUGAGGAAGAUGAGGCAGAGAAGAACAGAGCAAGAGAGGAGAAGCGAAAGAGAUUGGCAGAGGAGAGCAGGAGAUUGAGAGAGGAAGAGGAGGAGAGAGAAGAAAGAAUUCGACGCAAGAGAUUGGGCUUGCCAGACUUGCCGCCGAAAGAGAAGGCUAUCGAGAGUGGUGAUGCCACACCGGCGCCCGAGAACGACAUAGCCGACGAAGAGCUCGUGCAAAAGUUGAGGGAGAUGAAUGAGCCGACACGCCUGUUUGGAGAAACACAUAAUGGCCGAUUGCGACGCUACAGGAAGCUGGCCGGUCUCGAUGCGACAGGCAAGCCGAAAGCAGUCAUGUAUCCUGGUCCUAUUCCUACAACCCUCCAGCCUGUACCUGAAGCCGACAUGAAGGUGCCUGACGCUGUACCGAAGGACAACGACGCCCGAUCUUUCCUCUACCGCCAGCUUGCUUCGUACUUCACGCUCGUCCUGUCAGAGUGGCAAGUCUCGUUGUCUCUGCGAGAUGAGGCAGUCAAGACGAGCAGUAGUGGAAAAGCUGCUUACAGCGCCAUGGUACAAGCUCGCGACAGUAUGGUACCACUAUACCGAAAAUUGGAGAAAGGAGAUGUCGAGGCAGGCAUUUUGGGUCCGAUCGUCGAGAUUGUACGGGCCUGUCAGGAAAGACGCUAUGUCGAUGCCAACGAUGCUUACCUGCGACUAAGUAUCGGUAAAGCUGCAUGGCCUAUUGGUGUCACCAUGGUCGGUAUCCACGAGAGAUCUGCCCGCGAGAAGUUGCACGCAAACGACAAGGACGCUGCACAUAUCAUGAGCGACGAGAUCACAAGAAAGUUCUUGCAAAGCAUCAAGAGAUGCUUGAGUUUCAGCCAGACUCGCUGGCCACCAACCACUCCUCUGCAGCUCAUGGGCUAGUCGGUCAUCUUUAGCUGUUCUCACUACAACGUGUAGAGCUCCCAAGCAUCCUCCUAGAAGUUUAAUGAAUAAUGCGAACC
This is a messenger RNA of Aureobasidium pullulans EXF-150, 1252 nucleotides long. Its product is annotated as potassium channel regulatory factor. Lineage: Eukaryota; Fungi; Ascomycota; Dothideomycetes; Dothideales; Saccotheciaceae. The transcript is spliced from 2 exons. Gene Ontology annotation, cellular component: U2-type post-spliceosomal complex; U4/U6 x U5 tri-snRNP complex; U5 snRNP. Gene Ontology annotation, biological process: generation of catalytic spliceosome for second transesterification step; RNA splicing. The coding region runs from base 66 to 1172 and encodes 368 amino acids. The record is from RefSeq and is a predicted model, not a curated record.